GAGUUAAUCCCACCCAGCCAGAUCACAUGUGUACAUGCUGACUGACUGGUGCCUGGCUGCUGUUCCAGGUCCUUUGCACCUUUCCAUCUUGUCCCGGCUGUCGGUGAGCCGCUAUGCGUCUGCUGCUCCUGUUGCCGGUGCUGCUGUGUCUAUCCCAGCGUACCGAUGGAGGAAAGGUGCUGGUGUGGCCCGGGGAGUUCAGCCACUGGCUCAACAUGAAGACCAUCCUGGACGGCCUGCUGGACCGAGGCCACAACGUCACCAUCAUCACACACACGGCCACGCCGAGCGUGGUCACCAAGUCCUCCAGGUACAACGUGGAGGUCUUGGACGUCUCCUACACUAGGGAGGAAAUGACAAAAAAUGUUGAUGACAUGCUCAGUUAUUGGAUCUAUGACAUGCCCAAAGACAGCUUCCUGGGAGCAUCCCUGAAGGUCAAAGAAAUGAUUGAUAAGGGCAUGGAGCAAAAUCGAGAACUGUGUGUGUCCUUGUUCUCAAAUAAAGAGGUCAUGGGGAGGUUACAGAGCGGAGGGUACGAGGUUGUGAUGCUGGAUCCCAUGUCCAUGUGUGGAGACCUGCUGGCUGAGACUCUGGGUAUACCCUUUGUGGUGACGAUUCGCUUCUCCUUUGGCAGUGCCAUAGAGAGGCAGUGUGGACAGCUGCCCACUCCCCCCUCCUACGUGCCAGGGGUGGGUUUCAUGUACACAGAUCAGAUGAGCUUUGCCCAGAGGAUGAAGAAUUUCCUGUUCUAUUUCUCUCAAGACAUCUUGCUCCACAUUGUGAUGCACUUUAAAUGGAACCCACUUUAUACUGAAUUGGCAGGUAAACCAACAGAACUUUGUGAUGUCCUCAGCAGAGCUGACAUUUGGCUGAUCCGAACCUAUUGGGAUUUUGAGUACCCUCGACCUUUACUCCCUAAUUUCAAAUUUGUUGGAGGUCUGCACUGCAAACCUGCAAAGCCUCUUCCAGAUGACAUGGAGGAGUUUGUCCAAAGUUCUGGGGAUGAUGGCAUUGUGGUGUUCUCACUGGGAUCCAUGAUCAAGAACCUCACCAUGGAGAGGGCCAACACCAUCGCCUCAGCACUUGGACAAAUACCACAAAAGGUGUUCUGGAGGUACAGUGGUGUGAAGCCAGAGACAUUGGCCCCCAAUACAAGACUUUAUGAUUGGCUUCCUCAGAAUGACCUUCUUGGUCAUCAAAAGACCAAAGCCUUCAUCACCCACGGUGGCACCAAUGGGCUCUACGAAGCUAUCUACCAUGGAGUGCCCAUGGUUGGGAUUCCUCUGUUUGCUGACCAGCCUGACAAUCUGCACCACAUGUCAACCAAAGGGGCAGCUGUCACCCUUGAUUUCAACAACAUGGAAAGCAAAGACCUAGUGGAUGCUCUAAACACAGUCAUAAACGUCCCCUCGUAUAAGGAGAGCAUCAUGAGGCUGUCCAGGAUUCAGCAUGACCAACCCAUGAGGCCACUGGACGAGGCUGUGUUCUGGAUCGAGUUUGUCAUGCGCAACAAGGGUGCCAAGCACUUACGCGUGCAGUCACACAACCUCAGCUGGUACCAGUACCACUGCCUGGAUGUUUUUGCUUUUCUGCUCGCCAUAGUAGGACUGUUCAUUUUUGUCAUGGUGAAAUCAUGUUGUUUCUGCUUUAGGAGGUGUUGUGGCAAAAGUUCAGUGAAAACGAAAAAUGAGUGAAAUAAUUUCUGUGGAAUUUCAGUUUGAUAAAAGCUAUGCACUGUGUGUGUAUAUACCUCAGUGUUGGAUUGCCU
Messenger RNA from Engraulis encrasicolus (European anchovy), 1768 nucleotides. RefSeq names its product UDP-glucuronosyltransferase 2C1-like. Bases 114 to 1694 code for a protein of 526 amino acids. Gene Ontology annotation, molecular function: glucuronosyltransferase activity. The transcript has 6 exons. The record is from RefSeq and is a predicted model, not a curated record. NCBI's taxonomy places the organism in Eukaryota, Metazoa, Chordata, Actinopteri, Clupeiformes, Engraulidae.